Molecule: messenger RNA, 3115 nt
Organism: Gopherus flavomarginatus (Mexican gopher tortoise)
Lineage: Eukaryota; Metazoa; Chordata; Testudines; Testudinidae
Gene: LYPD6B
Product: LY6/PLAUR domain containing 6B
Exons: 5
Coding region: 127-636 (169 amino acids)
Molecular function (GO): acetylcholine receptor regulator activity
Source: RefSeq, a predicted model, not a curated record
CUUUUCUUGACCUGUUUGUGAACAAUUUGGGCUCCAGUACAAGGAAGACUGUGGGCAUCUGCAGGAAACAGUCCUGGAAAUACACUGCACAAGUAUUUUAGAUUUCUCUGUUCAGUAAUAGUCAGCAUGCUAUUAUUCUAUCACAUGUUGGCUGUAGCUUCUCUUCAGAUCUUCAUCCUCUCAGGGAAUUGGGCUCUAGCCAAGAACAUCAACUUCUAUAAUGUGAGACCUCCACUAGACCCCACUCCAUUUCCAAACAGCUUUAAGUGUUUCACCUGUGCAAAUGCAGUUGACAAUUACAACUGUAACAGAUGGGCUGAAGAUAAAUGGUGUCCUGAAAAUACAGAGUACUGCUUGACAGUUCAUCAUUUCACAAGCCAUGGAAGGAGUACAUCUGUGACCAAAAAAUGUGCUACCAGGGAUGAAUGCCAUUUUGUUGGCUGUCACCCCCACAGAGAGACAGGCCAUACAGAAUGUGUUUCUUGCUGUGAAGGGAUGAUCUGCAAUGUAGAAAUACCAACCAAUCACACAAAUGCAGUGUUUUCAGUAAUGCAUGCUCAGAGGAAAUCAGAUGGCAGCAGGAGGACAAUUAGCAUUCCGGUGCUUGCAUCAGUCAUAACAAUUAUGUUGUUAUGAUGCAGCUUUCCAUGUGCCAAAUGUGAUUCAGAGGGAUAAACUUUAUGGGCUCUAACAUGAAGCUAUAAGAAGAAUGUUUCAGUUUGAAUAAAGUCACCGUUCCCCUUCAGAUUAUAGAAGAUGGUAGGAAAACAUGGACAUGGACAUCAUGAAGUUUGUUGAUCAUUUAUUGAAAAUUCUUUUAAAGAGUCUGAAGUAUUUAAAAGAAAAAACUGGUGACCAGACAUUAUAGUAGACUUUAACCAGUUAUCUGAAUUCUUCAUUUGUUGGUGGAAGCAUGUAUACACUCUGCACAUUACUUGAACAAGGAAACUGAUUGUCUGUAGGCAGUCAAUUGAUCAGGUGAGCUAAAGGAGUACUUCUAGAUGCAAAAGCUAUGCCAAGUUUAUCUCAAGAGAAACCACUUUUUUCAUAACUUUGAGUAUUGACUUGUGUUGAGUCUCUUAUCUGCCUUAUUGAUGAGAAAAUGUUACGUUUAAGUUUAUCUUUAACAUGGUGUCCAUGGAGAUCUGUACAUUUUCCAACAAGGUGUCUAAGAAAUAGACAAAAGUACUUUUUUUAAAGUUCAGUUUUGGUCAGAACUUUCAUGUCCUAUGGAAAAACUGAAAAAUAUUUUUUAAGUUUUUUUGGUCUCUCCUACUACAACAUUGUGAUGACACCUCAGAUUAUAAAAUAAUGAAUUCACAAAAAAAAAUUUCUAACAAAAGAUGCCCGCUGCUUAGGCUCCUAUAAGUCUCUCUUUAGGCAUGUAACUAAAAGCAGUCUGAUUUUUCAAGAGUGCUGAAUACCUGUAUCCCAUUGUCUUUGAUAGGAUAUGUGGGUGAUCAGUUGGAUACCUCACCACUUUUAUUUAGGAGCCUAACGUUAGGCACACAGCUUUGAAAAGUAUGGCCUAGGUUUCUAAAUAUAAUGUUGCCAUUCUUACCUUUGUUUUCAUAGCUGUAUUAGAUUUUUUUUAAAAGCCUGGUUUAUUGCAUAUUUUGACUAAUGUCACACAACUGACCAGUUGGAAAAAUUAGAAAUGGUAGAAUUUAGAUUGCUGUUGCACAUUACAAAAAAUUCUGUUUUCCUUUGUAGGCCUUGCAAUGAACAAUGUGUGUGUCGUAUUUUAUGUGUAUUCUUAUCCUUCUAGUUCAAGGGCUGGAUACUUCAGAUUCACUGUCUCUUUCACAUGAAGAAGUCAAUCCUGAAGACUGAUAGAAAUUGAUUUCACUUAUUUUCAGUCAGUAUUCGGUCUGAUUUGCAAGAUACGCCAAUGUUGACUAUUUUUUUAAAUAUUUUUGGCUCAGAUUCUCUGUCCUUGAAAACUCCCUGAUCCUGUGAACCAGCAUAUGUCAGCCCGGUCCUGAGCACAACCUCAAGGCUCCCAGCAGUCUCUGGGACCUGUGCUGAUGGUUAUGGGUGGAGGGAAGUUUCAGCCAUGCCUCCUUUUUUGCCCAAGCCUGCACUCAGAACCUUCACUUACUGGAUCCACUAUCCCCUUUGCACUGCAGCAUGGUCAUGAGUCUGACACAUACAGUUUGAACAGAGCACUGUAUUGCAUUUUUUGUUUCAGAAUUUUUUUGGGUACUUUAUUUGUGAAUUCACAGAUGUAACCACUAACAAGUUAGACUUUUUUGAUUUCUCAUCGUCUUAGUUUUUCAACAAAGCUUUCUGUUUAGUCAGAAUUGGUUGAAAAAUUGAGGGGGAAAAAGUUGUGAAAAUUUUGUCCAAAUAUUUUUGUGGGAUUUUUAAUUGAAAUUUUCAGUGCAACAUAAAGAUUUCAUCAAAAAUUGAAUCUCUGAAAAUUUUGACCAUCUGUAGUUUCAGCCUCUGUGUGUCAAAUCUUUUGUAUUUCUCUCUAACUUGUUUAAGUACACUUAGUUAUUUUAAUUUUAAGUGGCAAUUGGAAAACCUCCAUCGCUGAUGUUUUCAAAAUUGAUGAUGAUCUACGCCAACAAAUAUCCAAGAAGGUCUUAGAAUGGUGACCCUUUUUCUCCUGUUUUUCCUGUAUGCAAAUACAUGAUAUGUCUAACAUCUAUCUCUAUGAUCUGAUGAAGAGGCACUUACGAGAAAUAAUUUAAUUGUAAAAAGUUACAGAUGGAAAAGAUCAUUCACUCCCUUCGCUUUCCAAUGCAGGGUUCUUUCCUGCCAUCUAAAACUAAAUAUUUCAAGCAAUAGAUUUUUGACAUCAUCUUAUGGAAGACUGACUAUUCCGAAGUCCAAUAGAUCAAGCUAUAAGGAAGAAUUUCCUAGUAUUAUGCAAAAUGUUUCUUUCUUUAAAGGUAAUGUCUUUAAUGCUUCGUUAGUUGUUAUAUCAGUCUAGCAGGUAAUGAUAGCUGUAGCUGAGAUCAUAGAACGCUUUCUAUUUUUAGUUUCUGGUUUUAGGUUUCUGAAACAUUCUCUUUUGGGCUGACAUUUUCCGGACUUGAUUCUCCGCCUGAAGGUGAAUUCUUCAAUAAAAUUAAAUCAAAAUCUUUUCAAUGGUCUUCUGAACUAU